Oncorhynchus kisutch (coho salmon) is the source of this 2713-nucleotide messenger RNA. Its product is annotated as vegetative cell wall protein gp1-like. The transcript is spliced from 2 exons. The record is from RefSeq and is a predicted model, not a curated record. Bases 1086 to 2306 code for a protein of 406 amino acids. Lineage: Eukaryota; Metazoa; Chordata; Actinopteri; Salmoniformes; Salmonidae.
GGCUUAAUAAGAACACCACUGUUAGUUGACACUGUUUCUGCUGGGAUAGAGGAGAGAAAGAUGUUAAUUCUUACCUUGAAUUUGCUCUGCUGAUUGGACUGAGGAGGGGUUCUGAGCAGCACCAAACAUGAAACUGCCACAGCAACAAGAAGAUACAAGAAGAUACUGAUGUACAGUGCAGUCAUCCAUAAAGUAGAGAGUACUACUAAACUCCUCUGCACAGUGUAGUGUUUCCUACUUUAUGGAUGAGUGUACUGUUGGCUACGGAGAAAAACACUACAGGGACUACAGGGACUCCAGUGAUCAAUGAAAGAUUCUGAAAAGCUUGGAGACCUUGGUCUAUGUUUAAGUUGUAUUUAAUUUAUGUACUAGAAAUGCAGAAUAAAUCUUCCCAUUAAGUAUUCAAUAAUUUCUCAAAUAAAAGUAGAUUUGAUUGCAAUAUUGUACUUAUGAAAAUAAAUAAAUAGUGUUUCUUCAAUGGUUUGCUUUCCAUGGUUUAUGGUCAUUCAACAAUUGUAGAUUUUUGUAUAACAAUCUGUCACGCCCCCUGACCUUAGUAUUCUUUGUUUUCUUUAUUAUUUUGGUUAGGUCAGGGUGUGACAUGGGUGAUGUAUGUGUUUUUGUACUGUCUAGGUGUUUAGUAUGUUUAUGGGGGUGUAUACUAUAUAGGUGUUUAAAUAUGUCUAUGGUUGCCUAGAUUUGUUCUCAAAUAGAGGCAGCUGUUUAUCGUUGUCUCUGAUUGGGAAUCAUAUUAAGGCAGCCAUCUUCUUUGGGUAUUUUGUGGGUUAUUGUCUACGUCUAGUUGCAUGUGUAUGCACAUUUAUAGUAUAGCUUCAUGUUCGUUUUGUUAUUUUGUAUUGUUUGUUUAAGUGUUCUUCGUCUUAUUAAAGAAGAUGUAUUCAUAUCACGCUGCGCCUUGGUCUCCUCUUUACGACGAACGUGACAGAAUAACCCACCAUAAAAGGAUCAAGCAGCGUGAUAAGGAGGAACAGUGCUUUGUGGAAUCUAGGACUAAGGGACGAAAUACUGGACGGUAAAACAUCCUGGACCUGGGAGGAGGUAAUGGCAGGGGACAAGACCCUGCCAUGGAAGCAGGUGGAGAGAGCACAGGAGGAACGGCGACGAUAUCUGGGUACAAGGCUAGCACGGAAGCCCGAGAGGCAGCCCCAAUACAUUUUUUGGGGGGGAGGCACACGAGGAGUUUGGCUAAGUCAGGUAGGAGACCUGAGCCAACUCCUCGUGCUUACCGUGGCAGGCUUCGUACUGGUCAGGCACUGUGCUAUGCGGUGGAGCUCACGGAGUCCCCAGUACGCGUGCUUAGCCCGGUGCGCUACAUCCCAGCUCCCCGCAUCUGCCAGGCUAGGUUGAGGAUCCAGCCAGGACGGAUGGUGCCAGCCCUGCUCUCCAGACAGCCAGUGUGUCUCCUCGGGCCAGGAUAUCCUGCGCCGGCGCUGCGCACUUUGUCUCCCGUAUGUCUGCACAGCCCAGUGCGUCCUGUGCCUGCGCCCCGCAUGUGCCGGGCUAGAGUCACCAUCCAGCCAGGACGGGUUGUGCAGGCCAUUAGCUUGAGACCUCCAGUGCGUCUUCAUGGUCCGGUCUAUCCAGUAACACCAGUGCCAACACCAUGCACCAGACCUACAGUACGCCUCCACAGCCCAGUACAUCCUGUUCCUCCUCCCCGCACUCGCCCUGAGGUGCGUGUCUCCAGCCCGGUACCACCAGUGCCGGCACCACGCACCAGGCCUAUAGUGUGCCUCGGCAGUCCAGUACGCCCUGUUCCUCCUCCCCGCACUCGACCUGAGGUGUGUCCUCGGCCCAGUACCACCAGUACCGGCACCAUGCACCAGGCCUGCAGUGCGCCUCGCCAGUCCAGAGCGUCCGGCAACAGCACCCAGUCCAGAGCGUCCGGCAACAGCACCGAGUCCAGAGCGUCCGGCAACAGCACCCAGUCCAGAGCGUCCGGCAACAGCACCCAGUCCAGAGCGUCCGGCAACAGUCCGGAACCUACCACGACGGGCCGCAGUCCGGAACCUACCAGUCCGGCUCCGCCAGAGUCUCCCUCCAGUCCGGCUCCGCCAGAGUCUCCCUCCAGUCCGGCUCCGCCAGAGUCUCCCUCCAGUCCAGAUACGCCACUCACUCCAGACUCGACCAUCAGUCCAGUGGCGUCCUCUAAUCCGUGGUCGGCGGUGAGGGUUCCCGCUCCAGAGACAUUAAGUAAGUGUGACGAGUCAGAAAUGGAGCGGGUUCCACGUCCUGAGCCAGAACCGCCACCUCGCAGUCAUGCCCACCCAGACCCUUCCAUAUAGGUUUAGGUGUGCGAGCCCGGGAGUCCACAUCUUUUGGGGGGGGGGGUACUGUCACUCCCUGACCUUAGUAUUCUUUGUUUUCUUUAUUGUUUUGGUUAGGUCAGGGUGUGACAUGGGUGAUGUAUGUGUUUUUGUACUGUCUAGGGGUUUUGUAGGUUUAUGGGGGUGUAUACUAUCUAGGUGUUUAUGUAAGUCUAUGGUUGUCUAGAUUGGUUUUCAAUUAGAGGCAGCUGUUUAUCGUUGUCUCUGAUUGGGAACCAGAUUUAGGCGGCCAUCUUCUUUUUGGGUAUUUCGUGGGUUAUUGUUUAGUUGCCUGUUUGCACUUUUGUAUCAUAGCUUCACGUUUGUUAUUUUGUAUAGUUUGUUUAAGUGUUCUUCAUCUUAUUAAAGAAGAUGUAUUCAUAUCA